CAGUUCUGGAUGGGCGUCCACCCGCUUCUGCCAUCGCGUCUCGUUGCUUCCGGGGAGUCACUCAGCGAUGUCUUGGACCGCACUGGCAGUCCCAACGACGCUUUGCCGUUUCUUUUUAAGGUGCUGUCCAUAGGCAAGACGCUCAGCAUUCAAGUACACCCCCCUGCGCAGGUUGCAGAGAUGCUCCACGCAAAGCAUCCUGAUAUUUAUCCCGUGGCAGAUGCUAAUGCGAAACCCGAGAUGAUUGUGGCCAUCACCAAAUGCGAAGCACUUAUAGGCUUUCGCCCCCUGAGGGAGGUGGCCGGCAUCAUCGCCCACAUCGUCCCGUUUGCAGAGCUCUUGGGCGGGGAGGUCACCGGUGCCAUCUUCAAGUUUUGCGCAGCAGGAAAGCUGCCCAGGCGUAAUGCAGGUGAUGAUUCCGACCAACAAGCUGAGGCACUAGUGCUUCGUCAAGCACUCGAAACGCUUUCGCUUCGCCGGGACAAGGAGGCUGUUGCCGAGGCAAGCAAAAAGGUGCAAGCCCUGGUUAAUGUUGACCUUCAACUCAAGGUGCCAGGGGUAGCAGCCGAGGCAAUCAACCUCGCACGACGCAUCGGGUGUGAACAUGCAGAGGACGACCUGGGCGUUUUCCUGGCCCUGUUGAUGAACUUUGUCGAGCUGGCGCCCGGCGAAGCCGUCUUCAUCCCAGCAGGGGUGAUGCAUGCAUAUGUCUCAGGGGACCUGGUAGAGUGCAUGUCAUCCUCCGCAAACGUCAUACGGGCAGGCCUGACCUCCAAGUACCGGGACUUGGACAACCUGUUCUUAUCACUCUCUUUCGACUCGCAUCCUCCGCGGUUUAUCACUCCUCGGUCUGAGCCUACCUACCGAUUGAGCAAAGGAUCAGCCCCGGUCUCGGUGCACUACGACGCGCCUGGCAACCUCUUCAGCGUCCAGGUGAUUCGACUGCCUAGCACAGGUGACAGCAUUCAAAUGGGUCCAGAGCUAAGACCGUCGAUUCUCUUGUGCACAAGAGGAGAGGGCCGCAUAGCUCUCUCUUUAGUUGCCAGCAAGGAACAAGGAGAAGCUCUGGGCUUUGGGACUGUACACUGCAUUGGGAGUCGGACGUCCGCGACAAUCACGAACGGAGGGGAUGAGAGUUUGAUCUGCUACAGGGCUUAUCAGAGGAUGGGGUGUAACUCUUUAGCAGAGGAAGGGGGGGGGGUCUCUGACCCCAUGUUCUGUCUCAUGACAUUGUGGUCCGGCACUAGCAAAUUGAGAUUUUAUGACAACAUUAUGGUACCUAGCCGGUGUCAUAAUGUUUCCUAGCCGGUAUCCUAAUGUUUAUGUAAUGGCAGGACUUGCUAGUGCCGGACUACAAUGUCAUGAGACGGAACAUGGGGUCAGAGACCCCCCCUUCCUCUGCUAGGUCUUUUACCACGGCCGGUUCAUGCAUUAAAACCUAUUGCUUCAAUUUCGUCUGUUGACAAAUGUUCAUAAAACUUGACUGCUGUGGUGUUGUGUUGCUCUACAAAGGGUAGGUACCCUAGGGAGCAGAGCAUCUGCAGGCAAGAAUUCCUUUUGAAUUGCAAGAUAUUGAGGGUUGUCUGUUCACAUUCAAAAGCAAGUUUGUGCUAAACGAACAAAA
Molecule: messenger RNA, 1624 nt
Organism: Canariomyces notabilis
Lineage: Eukaryota; Fungi; Ascomycota; Sordariomycetes; Sordariales; Chaetomiaceae
Product: RmlC-like cupin
Exons: 3
Coding region: 10-1305 (431 amino acids)
Biological process (GO): carbohydrate metabolic process; GDP-mannose biosynthetic process
Cellular component (GO): cytosol
Molecular function (GO): zinc ion binding; mannose-6-phosphate isomerase activity
Source: RefSeq, a predicted model, not a curated record